CGGGGUCACAUUGCCUCCAACAAAAAACCAGAUGAAACCAGAAAUACUAACAAUGAACCAAGACGGCAUCCUACUAUGUCCCAAUCUUUUCAUAUAUCUCUGGGCAUUGUUGAUAGGCAAUGAAAUAUAUCACCAGGCGACAGUCGAAACAAGUUCGGUAUCCAUCUCUACUUCAUCCAAAUCUACUUCUGUGCCGUUUUUCUUUGCUAUAGCAUUCUCAUACGGCUGUCGGUCUACUUAUUAGAAAUCUCAAUUUCCC
Aplosporella prunicola CBS 121167 is the source of this 259-nucleotide messenger RNA. RefSeq lists its product as uncharacterized. Bases 53 to 244 code for a protein of 63 amino acids. The record is from RefSeq and is a predicted model, not a curated record. NCBI's taxonomy places the organism in Eukaryota, Fungi, Ascomycota, Dothideomycetes, Botryosphaeriales, Aplosporellaceae. The transcript has a single exon.